ACCCUCGUCAGUCCCAGUCCUCUCCUCCCUGGUCAUAUGAACAGACGUACCCGUCCUACCUGAGUCCCAUGGCUUCCCCCUCAGUCCACUCAACCACCCCCCUCUCCUCCAGCCGAGGCACGGGCCUGCCUGCCAUCAGCGACGUGCCUCGACGCUUGCCAGGUUCCUCCGACCUGAGCCCCUUCCCCGGUCAGUUUGAGCGUCAGUUCCCGGGCCUGUCCUCCCUCACAGAGACUCGUUUUCCCAGCCCUCGGAUGCACUACCCGGCUACCUUCACCUACACCCCGCCCGUCACCUCCGCCAUGUCGCUGGGCAGCACCCACUACCACACCUACCUUCCCCCUCCUUACCCGGGCUCCACCCAGAGCCAGAGCGGACCCUUUCAGACCAGCAGCACUCCCUAUCUCUACUACGGGGCCUCGUCCGGCUCCUACCAGUUCUCUAUGGUUCCUGGCGGGGAUCGCUCACCCUCCCGCAUGAUCCCGCCGUGCACUAGCGCCUCCACGGGCACCUCCCUGGUGAACCCCAACCUGCCCAGCCAGACAGAGGGAGGCGUGGACGGCGACGGGAGCCACAGCAACUCCCCGACGGUUCUCAACCCCGGAGGCCGCAUGGAUGAAGCCGUCUGGAGGCCAUAUUGAAGAAGAGCAGGGGGCGGAGACUGGAAGUCAGCUGAGGUCAUGGUUUGAAAGCACAAAACCUUUUUUUAUUGAAAAGGGGAUUUUGGAGCUCUCAUCAGCUAUCUCUACCUUUUGCUUGGAAAUUAAGGUUGAGAUAAAAAAAGACCAGACUUGUACGGACUUGUCUUCCUGGAAUGUGUUUUGACCAAGGCACUACAAAGGGAGUCAUUCUCACAGCAAUAAUGAGAAAGACAGUUUGGUUUACUAGGCCCCAGUGGAUGAGACAUUAUUUCACUUUUCUUAUAAUCCACAAGCUAAGGGAUGCUUCAACAAUAUUUGUAGGAGACUGCCUUUUUUUGUAUAGUGUUUGUAUUUCAAUAAGGCUUUUUGCAGAGCAUGUUUUUGUACUACGACAAUAUCAAGAUGCAAGUUACGCACUGAGUAGCAAGUGAUGAGAGUAACACAUAUGUUACCUUAAGCGGUAUGGACAGUAAAUUUGCUUUAAAUCAAUUAAUUUAACUUGUAUAUUGUGGGUGAAGCGAUGUAGAUUAAGACGUUUUUCCUAGUUUUAACUUAUAAAGCCAUAAAUUAUGUAUUGUAUUUGAAACUUGAGGCAAAGAAGUGUAAUCUGAAUAUUUUUGAUGCAUCUAUAUGAUUAAGUUAAAAUGAUUUUUUUUUCUUUUGAUAGGUAAUUUAAGAGAGUGAGAGGUCUAAUUUUUUUGUAGUACCCAAAGAUUUAAAUUGUUUCAAAUAUGAAAUGUAAUUUCCAAAGAGUAUUGCAACAUGUUUCUUCUGGUGUAACUUUCAGUUUAACUGCUCCGCAAGUUAAGAGCCUGACAUCCUCGCUAGGCGUUGACACACAUUUGGCUCGGAAUUAAACCUUCGGUAUUUAUUGAGCAAUAACUCGUAUUGUGCCUCUUGGCAACAUACCAUGAAAGAGCGCUUCACUGGGGGGAAAAUAAUUAUCCGUUGGGGGAAAGUCUGCUUGGUUUCUGUAGUUUGUCUAGUCUGACAUGCACUCAUAUACAUAUGUAUUUUCUUAUCCAAAUAAGAAAUGGUGCUUUUAUGCACAAUUUGACACGGAGCCUGAAGAUGAUGAUGAUUGCAGCUCCAUGUCUGGUGGUACGCUCCGAGGCAGCAGGUCAGACUUUUUAAGGUUCAGUUAGUUUGUGAUACAUGAAAUCCUCAGGACGGGAGAAAUCCUCGUGUGAUCGGUCAAGAUCGCAGGGGGAAACACGCCAAGUCUAUUAUCGCUUUCAUAUCAUGUGCAGAAGAUGGCUUUGAAAAAGUUUGUCUUAGUGUGUGACACACAUGGGUACUUUGUCCUCCUCUCUCUGUCUUUAAGAUUGAAAAGGAGACAUCACAGUUAAAGACUAAAGAGACUGUGACAUUCCUUCAGGCGUUUAUUUAUUCCAGUGUUUUAGCUUUUGUUGACAUGAUUUACCCAAAUAACAUUUGUACAAACCUCACCAACCAACCAGUGUCACAAUCGAAAAUCUCCGUGGCACCAGGAUGAGUGGGAGGUCUGAUAUUUUCCAAUCUGAAAUUUCUUUUUUUUCUAAAAGUAAAACGUGCAAAAACCGAGGUGAUUGGAUGCAGCUGCUGGCAGCAAACUGGUAACCGAAAAAUAUGGGAGACUUGUGUAUGUUUGUUUCAUAAAGCACUUAUUUCUUGUUUUAUUUCUAGCAGCACUUGUGGCCGGCUGCCAGCGGGGCUCGUGGUUUUUGGUGCUCUCUGCCGAUAUAAUGCCACUGGAGUCACACACACACACGCAGAAUGGAUAACACUUGGCCAAACAAGCCAUUUACAUUGGACCAGAAUCUGAUCUCACAAGGCAGUUGGUAUUUGUUUAAAAAAAGAAAACCUUUUUUUUCCUUUCAUGCAAUCUGAUAUUCAGUGCAUAUAGGUAAUAUAAUAACCCAAUUUGAAAAAGCUGAGAAAAACAUGGCCCUGUCCAAGGAUCAGACUUCAAGCUUUUCAUUGAAGGUUUGCACGCAGUGCCUCUUUCCCCGUCUCUGCAGAGGAUGUUCUGAACUCACUUAAUGGAAUUGAACAUGUCACACUACAUUUCCCCGACUGCUGCAGUCCAAAAAAACGAAAAGUAUUUUUGCUGGUACAGUGUAACAUAAGAAAGCAAAUAAAAAACCUUUAGAUUGUUGUGAUUUUACAGCUUUAUUUUCCAAAUACAAAUUCAUCCAGUGUCUCCAUAGUAACUGCACAUUUGUUGCAGAUUCUAUCCAAAUUUUGAACAGGAAAUGGUCUUUUAAAAACUGUUUACAUGCCACCGCAGCACUGACAUCCCAUUCUGUCCUCAUGUGCUUUUAUUUGUUGUUUUUUUCUUCUUCCUCAGAAAAUAAGACGCUCAUCCUUUCCUUUCCUUUGGUGUAAUGUUGCAUACAUCAGAGAUCUUGUAUUAUUUAAUGAUCACCAUGUAUGAUAUCCAGGCUCGUAUGUAAAGUUUUCUUCUUGUUGUCUCUUGUUAUGCUUCUUCUCUCAUGAACGCUUGUCAGGAAACUGAGACUAAUUGAGACGCCAUUAGACUUUGCUGGUACGUUUCAUCAAAGAUCAUCAAGUGAUUUUGUUGUUUUUGUUGUUUUUUUUAAGGGACAAACAGACCUGACAACAGUGAGUGAAAUUGGCAUUGUGAUUGUACAUUUUUGUUUAUUUUAAGAAUAAAAUAGGAAUUUUGUAACUUA
Molecule: messenger RNA, 3316 nt
Organism: Paralichthys olivaceus (Japanese flounder)
Lineage: Eukaryota; Metazoa; Chordata; Actinopteri; Pleuronectiformes; Paralichthyidae
Source: RefSeq, a predicted model, not a curated record